Myxocyprinus asiaticus (Chinese sucker) is the source of this 2532-nucleotide messenger RNA. RefSeq lists its product as uncharacterized. The transcript has 5 exons. The coding region runs from base 760 to 1941 and encodes 393 amino acids. The record is from RefSeq and is a predicted model, not a curated record. NCBI's taxonomy places the organism in Eukaryota, Metazoa, Chordata, Actinopteri, Cypriniformes, Catostomidae.
CAUGCGCUCUCUUUUAGAGGGGCAGGGAAGUAAACAAACGGACAUGCAGAUCUCAUUCUGCAUGGCUUAUAAAUGGAGGUUUACAUUAAGACGUGAACGACUGCACCGUCUCGAUCUCGGUAAAGAAAGAAGCAUAGAAGAUUUUAUUACCAUCUCUUCAAUACAACAACACAGCAACAAAAUAAUGCUGGCAGGGGAUGGAGUUAAUCCGAAGGCGGAGUGCCAGAGGGGAGAGUCUAUAUAUUCAUGUGGACCCUGGGAGGCUGGUGCUUCAAGGCACAGUUGGACUCUGUUGGAACACUAGAGAGCACCUCUGUACACGUCACCAGACUAACGAGGAAUGCUAGCAGGGGAUGGAGUUAAUCCGAAGGAGGAGUGCCGGAGGGGAGAGUCUAUAUAUUCAUGUGGACCCUGGGAGGCUGGUGCUUCAAGGCACAGUUGGACUCUGUUGGAACACUAGAGAGCACCUCUGUACACGUCACCAGACUAACGAACCAGUUGGCUGGUUCCUUUCCUUUUACUCAGAGUAGAACGAAUCACUAGACUGAAUUUUCUUUAAAAAAUAAAAUAAAAAUCUGUUAUACCAUUACAUACUUUUUUCCUCCUAUGAAGUAAUUUUGUUCUCAAAUUGGAUACAUCCUGGAGUUUUAAUUUCAAAGCCAUCAUAAUUUUUCUUACAAAGGAGGACUUGCAACAAUCAGGACCAUUGUAUUGUUCAACAAAGGUAAGAAUAGGACGGCUUCGCUCCUUUGAGCCACAAUGAAUCGGGUGGAAGAAUGGGUUCUGGAAAACAAAGGCAAGAUCGAGAAAGGAGUGGAAAUCAUGGGGCAAGGUUGUGAGGUUUUAGCAGCCACGGUGGGACAGUUCCACCCCAUUUUGGAGGCCGUGUUUGUAGCCUCCGCUGAACUCCUUAGCAACCCAGAUGGUAAAGAGGCCAAGUACCUUGCAGAGCAGUUUGAAAGGAUCAACCAGAAACUUGAAGGCAUCCGAGAUGAGAUCGACAAAAUUGCUUUGGAGAUGCAGCGGACGUCCAUGAACAAGCAGAACUUUGACCGUGAGGCACAAAUGAUCAGUCAGUAUGAGAAGUUCCAAGACUUUGUCAAUGCUAAGCCCAAGUUCAAGGAGAAAAAGAAGGAGAAGUUUCUAAGCCACUAUGAGAACACCAAUGGAGAUCUGAACAUUGACGCCUUGUACAAUGCCGUAACUGGAGAGAAUACCUCUGGAGAUGCCAUGUUAGACACAGUAGUGACCACAGAGCAACGAAGCAGAAGAGCGGUGGAGGAGUUCUGUGCCAGGCUCAAGAAGCUGUUUGUUGUUGGAAUUAUAGCUGUCAUGGGUCACACUGCCCUAAAAGAGGGGGCGGUAGGCGAGGCCAUGGUCAAGAAAUGGCAGGAUCGCAUGGAGGAGGUAGAAAAACGGAUGAAAGCUGCAGUGGAUGACUGCAUUGAGAAUUUUCCCCAGCAGGCUAAGACGGAUGUGGAACGUCAGCUUGUAGAGCGACAAGGCAGCGUUGACCCUGAGUUUACCAAAUUUCUACUGGAUAUCCUUGCCAAGAAAUAUGACUGGGUUUCCUGGUCCGUUCGGGUCUUCAACCACAGUGGCAUAUUCUUCUGGAAUUGGCUCGCCGGCAAAAAGUACCACGGACGAGGGGGAGGUGGCAACUUUUUUGACCUUUUGACCUCGAACAACAUCAGAAUUGUGGUUUCUUUCAGUGCCGAUCCAAAACCGAUCAACAAAAGUCAGCUGCUAGAUCAAAUUGAGUCACAGAAGCUAAAGGGAAACAUGGUGUCUGUGGCUCAGACUCUGUGCAACACUCUUCCCAACACCGUAGUGCAUGCCGUUAGUCGCUAUAAGAAAGUAGAAGAGAAAAACAACUUCCAACCGGAAUGCUACUACUUUGGGAUGCACAGAAGGGCAUACCUCUGCAUUCAUUCUGAAUAGACAUGCAAAGACUGAAAACAUCAAAAUGGCAAUCAUUCUUCUUUAUGUUUCUGCUUUUAACAAUUAGAUUGUAUUAGCUCAGCAUUAGAUAAGUAAAAAAUAUGGGAAUUCCCUCGGAGCAACUACAAUAAAAAAGUUUAUUACCGCUGGCUCACUGUAUUUUCGCAUGUCUAUGGAUAAAAAUAACAUAUAACGAAAAUUACAGUAUAUUUCUGUAACUGUGUCUGUGACAACAUGAAUGUGCACAUAAAAAAAAAAACAUCUGAAAGAACUGUCAUUUGCAAGUUUUGUUAUCAAAUGGUUUAGAAAUCAUAUAGAAAUUCAUUUAAGAGAGGUUGGGUGGACAAAAUUUCAAUGAUCUACACAGAUUUGUAGAAUUUAUUGUUAGUCAAUGUGUUUCCAUUCAAAAAACAUUUCAGUUAAAAUUGUCUUAAAGACGGCAAAAGUCUGUACUGAAAAAAAGUUAUUCUUAAAAAUAUAUAUUCAAGUAAUCUAUACAGUUAUAUAGUCUAUGUAACUCAGGAAUCCUGUCCAUUUUAUUCUUAAGAUUCAUGGUAUGUAAUCACAAAUAAACCAUUCUGUUGAAUUUAA